Messenger RNA from Cylicostephanus goldi, 966 nucleotides. Lineage: Eukaryota; Metazoa; Nematoda; Chromadorea; Rhabditida; Strongylidae. The record is from the annotation of a GenBank genome assembly.
AUGAUUGAUCUCGCGAAUACACUUACACGAAAGAAGAGCCGACGAAGAGAAAUAAAUGCCAUACCACAGGAACAGGAAUUAAUGGAGAUAAAAGAGGAACGACUUUUUAUACCUCGUAUCUACGCUAUAUCUACCCGGAAAUCACGAUUGCCCUAUAUCAGGAUCCUUCUUUCCAACAAACCAGUCACGGCGUUGAUAGACAGUGGUUCAGCUAUUUCAUGCAUACCCAUAUCUACCCUACAAUCGCUCAACAAAUCUUUGCCGGCUUCACCCAGCCCCUCUACUGCUCUCGCGGCUAACGGUACAUCGAUCACUUUACUGGCACGUGUGGAAUUACCAGUCAACAUCAAUGGUCACGGAAUCAGCCAUAACAUGCAUGUUCUGAAAGAUGAAGAGUGUCCAGCACCAGCUCUCUUGGGUUCGGAUUUCCUUCAACGUCUCAAUGAAUUGGGACUGAAAGUAACGCUGGAUCUAUACAAGCAACAGCUCAUUGUGGGAGACCAAACCCACAAACUAAUCCAGCUCAAUAGUAUCCUGCUGCCUCAGAAUGUGCCUUACCCUGUGCGGCUGAUUGAAUCUGUCACUCUGCCUCCUCGGACUAAUAACCUAGUACAUGCCAAAAUCGAUGGAUACUUCUCCACUACUCCAAUCGAUUUUUACAUUGAAGACAAUCAUCGACCAUCAGCCGAUAUCUUCAUGGUUGGACGAUCACUCCUGACGCCGACCCAAGAAGGAAGAUGCUUUAUUAACAUCAUGAACCCCACGGCUACUUCUAUCCUCCUCUAUGCCUGUAUGAACGUAGCCAAUGCGAUUCCGAUGUACCCGGCGGAUUUUCAAAUUUGUUGUAUCCAACCAACCUCCUAUGUUCCUCCCGAGGCAGACUGGGAAUGCUCAAUGCCUUUAUACCCGAGGACCGAGGAACAACCAUAUGAUAUUACCACCGAAAUCGACUUCUCUCAAUGUGCA